CUUGUUGAAGAAUUUCAAGUUUUAUAUGCAGUAAGUGUAAUUAUUUUUUUAAUAUCACCAUAUCACUUUACCUAUUUACUUGCCUUACUUUCAACAAUUAGGGAGUCUUCAAGAUGUCAACUUUGCGAUUUAGAAGGGAAGAACAAUUUGUGGUAUUAUCAUACUGAGACAUUCUGAUUUCUUCUCUGUGCAGAAACUCCCUAUUGCAGACUAUAUAGAGAGAAAAGGGAUGACAUGGCUUAUGCUGCUAUUACUUCUCUUAUGAUCACAAUUCGUCGCAUUCCUAAACUCGCUAUUCCAUCAUACACAUACUAUUGGAAGAUUCUAUCUUUGAGAAUUAUAAUGGAGAAAUCCUACAAUAUAAAAGGGGAUAUUGAGGACUUGACAAGAUUGGAAGCUGAAAUCAUAGAGCUAGCAUGCAUCACAGAAGAUAUGAUUAACUCAGAAUCAAGAAAAGUUUCCUUAGCGAAAAACCGAAUUUCACGAAGAAUAGCUGUUUGGAAACUUAAUUUCCUCUUGAAACGAGCAGUAGGACGCAUUUAUUCCACCGUGAUGAAGUGGAUAAGAAUGAUGAACAGCAAAGAUCUGAAAGCACAAAAUUUGACCCUCGAAAGUACAUCUCAACAUGCCUUACAACAGACUGAGAGUAUGAUGAUUGCCUGUGAAAAUGAAUUCGAGAUGAUACGGGAUCAACUUACUACAGGGACAAGCCAACUAGAUGUUGUUUCAAUUGUAGGUAUGGGAGGCAUUGGUAAGACAACUUUGGCUAAUAAGAUUUACAAUGAUCAGUUCAUUUUGUCUCGCUUUGACAUACGUGAAAAAGCUACUGUUUCACAAGAGUAUUGCGCGAGAAAUGUACUCAUAUGCCUUCUUUCUUCUGUAAGUGGAAGUAGAAAAAUUGAUGAAUCUUAUGAGCAGCAAGAUGAUGGGCAACUAGCAGAUCGACUCCAAAAGCUUUUAAAAGGCAAGAGAUACCUGAUUUUCAUCGAUGAUAUAUGGGCUAAAGAAGCUUGGGAUGAUGUAAAACUAUGUUUCCCGGACUGUAACUGUGGAAGCCGAAUACUCCUAACUACUCGGAAUAUGGAAGUGGCUGAAUAUGCUAGCUCAGGUAAACCCCCUUGUCAAAUGAGUCUCUUGAAUCAUGAUGAAAGUUGGAACUUACUGCGCAUAAAAGUCUUUGAGAAUGCCUGUUUUCCCCCUGAAUUUGAAAAAGUUGGGAUACAAAUUGCAUUAAAUUGCAAAGGAUUGCCUUUAGCAAUUGUUGUGAUUGCAGGACUUCUCUUGAAAAUUGGUAAAUCAUUGGAUGAGUGGAAAAGUGUUUCCGAGAAUAUAACUUCCUUGAUAAGCACAGAUCUUGAUGUCCAGUGCAUGAGAGUGCUCGCUUUGAGUUACCAUCACUUGCCUCAUCACCUAAAACCCUUUUUUCUUUAUUUUGCAACCUUCCCCGAGGAUGAACAAAUUUCUGUGAAUAAACUUGUGAACUUAUGGGUGGCAGAGGGUUUUUCGAGCAAAGAAUAUGCAGAUGUGAACUUAAGGGUGCCAGAGGGUUUUUCGAGCAAAGAAUGGGCGGCAAAGCGUUUUCCGAGCGAAGAAUAUGCAGAACAAUGUCUCACAGAUCUUAUCGAUAGAAGUUUAAUUUUCAUCCACCAUUUGAGUUUUGACGGAAAAAUCAAAGCCUGCGGAAUGCAUGAUGUGAUCCGUGAACUCUGCUUGAGAGAGGCUAAUAAUUUAAACUUUGUGAAUGUUAUAACUGAAGAUCGAAUCUCACGUGAACAAACCAGACAUUUUUCCACAAAGCGCCGGAUCAGCGUUCAGUCAGAGCAAUCCUCUUUUGUUGCCAAUCAGUUGGCCACGGUUAAUUAUAAUAAUGUCCGAUCCAUUCUCCUUUUCACCCGAAAUCCCUCAAAUUCAAGAAUAAUGCAAGAGUUGGUGCGUUUCAAGUUCUUACGGAUACUAGAACUCGCUUCACCAACGUUGGAUGCUUUUCCCAGUUGUGUAGUUGAUAUAUCUCUGCUGCGAUACCUAGCUUUGACUUUUUACUCAUCCAUUAACGAUCAUGAUAUUAACGUUCCUCCAUCAAUAGCUAGACUUCAAUCUUUGGAUACUUUUAUACUUAAAUUUCCAAAAUAUUAUGGAUGCCCGAAAACUUCCUUCACAUUACCUGGUGAAAUUUUCAAGAUGUCGCAAUUGAGGAACCUCUGCUUGGAUAGGAAUAACAUGGUUCCUCAUAAGUAUGAAGGGACUUUGCAUAAUAUGCAGUGUUUGUCCGGGUGGAAUCCUUUAUAUUGUGAUUAUCAAUUCACUCUUCAUGUUCCUCGUCUAAGGAAGUUGUUGAUAUGCGGUAACCAACAAGACUACAUACAAAGCAACAAAGAGACUCGCCUCCAUAAUCUUUUGUACUUCUUUCAGCUUGAGGAGUUGAAAUUUUAUGGGAUUCCACAUUCAGUACUUCCUCCUCCAAAAGCUUUUCCGGAGAACCUUAAGAAGUUAGCUUUGACCAAUACUUGUUUGAAUUUGGAGGAUUUGCGAAUUCUUGGUAAGUUGCCCAAACUCGAGGCCCUCAAACUAAGAUUUGCUUCCUCCAGUUAUAUUGGUAAAGAGUGGGAAGUUGCUGAAGAAGGGUUUCCACAGUUGAAGUUCUUGUUGCUGAACCGCUUGAACAUCAAGUACUGGAGAGCCAGUAGUGAUCAGUUUCCAUGCCUUGAACGACUAUUCCUUGAGGAAUGUAUGAAUAUGGAUUCAGUCCCAGAAGAUUUUGCAGAGAUAACCACACUCCAGCUGAUUGAUAUACGCAUGUGUAAGGAAUCAGUUGUCAAUUCUGCCAAGAAGAUUCAACAGGAUGUUGAAGACAACUAUGGAGGUUCUAUUGAGGUGCAUUUUCUCUACAUCCUUUAGGUCGUCUUUUUUCUUGAAUUAAUUUAAUAAUUGUAACUUGUAUUCAUGUAUCUAGUUAAUGAGAUAUGUAACAACAUGUGAUUAUACCAUUUCAAUUGUCUUUGAGGAUCUGAUUA
Messenger RNA from Capsicum annuum, 3011 nucleotides. RefSeq names its product putative late blight resistance protein homolog R1B-16. Lineage: Eukaryota; Viridiplantae; Streptophyta; Magnoliopsida; Solanales; Solanaceae. The coding region runs from base 235 to 2895 and encodes 886 amino acids. The record is from RefSeq and is a predicted model, not a curated record. Gene Ontology annotation, biological process: defense response to other organism. The transcript has a single exon. Gene Ontology annotation, molecular function: ADP binding.